This is a messenger RNA of Effrenium voratum, 966 nucleotides long. The record is from the annotation of a GenBank genome assembly. NCBI's taxonomy places the organism in Eukaryota, Dinophyceae, Suessiales, Symbiodiniaceae.
AUGUUGGCCACACUGUACACACGCUUGGAGGCGGGAUACAACAUCGCAGUGAAGAGCGCGGGGCUGAGUGGCAUCCGGCUGCUGCUGCUGCACCUGACGGGCUUUGCGGGCCUGGCGCUGAACGUCGGGAUCUCCGUGUCCCCGUGGCGCGCCAUGCGAUCCAACCGAGACAGCGGAAGUCUACGAGGUCUGGACACGAGGUCCUGGCCCUUGCUGAUGUAUUCCAAUCUCUUCUGGUCGGGAUAUGCCACCUACCACGGGGAUAUCUGGCAGUUCUGUGCCACGCUGCCCGCCUCGCUGGUGUGGCUCUUCUUCAUCGUCUCGGCGAUUAGGCUGUUGGGCCAGGAGGAGGGCGAUCUGGCCAAGGGGCUCGAAGGACAAGGCUGGAAUCUGGAUGUCCUCAGGGAGUUCCGCCAAAGGCGGCUCUGGAGCCUGGAGCUGGAAUCCUUCGGGGGCUUAUUGGUGGGCUUCCUGAUCAUGGUGGUUCUGGGGCCCUGGGAGAUUCCUGGCCUGGAGGUCUUGCAGACCACUCUGAAGCCAGAUAUGAAGGCGGAGGCUUUGGGACUGAUUUGCUGCAUUGGCACCUGUUUGGCCUACGGGAACCCCGUGUUCCGCCUUGCUGGCUACGUGUGGCGUCGAGACGCAUCCCCCGUCUUCGUUCCGAUGACGCUGGCCAUCUUCAUCUCAGCGAGCACGUGGUGCGCCUACGGCAUCAUCAUCGAGAGGAUCUAUAUUACUAUCCCCAACGGAAUCGGCGCAGUGGUGGCUUUGGCCCAGUUGGUGCUGCGCGCCAUUUUCCCCGGCACUUCGACUUCCGAGACGUCGCAAGCGAAGCUGGACAUGGCGAAAUGGGUCUACGAGGAUUACUUGAAGUGGCAGCGGAACUACAGGCGUCAGUCGGCUGUUGUGAGUUCCGAUGAGCCUUCGGCCAAGGGGCCAAGGCUCUCAGCUGAUGUUAUCAUUUAG